AUGAAAGUGGUCUGGGCAAUGCUGGCUACGAUCGCCGUGUUCCUCUCACCUGUGUAUGCCACCGAUCCUCUGGCUGACUUGGCAUUUCCCACAUGUGCCUCGCCGUGCCUCGAUGUUUCUUUACAGCUGCCCUUCUGCCCGGACGGAGAUGAAGCAUGUGUUUGCAACAGCGCUGCCUUCGCUCGAAAAUUCGAAGCGUGUCUGGAGGCCAGCUGCAUGCCGCGAGACCACUUUACGUCAACAAACAUGACACUUACCGCCUGUGGAGCAGAAGUCAGGAACAAGAGCCCCACCAUAGUCUGGGUUGCUGCUAUCGGUGCCGUGUUGGCUUAUUCGGCAACUGCAUUACGGCUCUACACGCGAUAUUACAUCAAUGAAGAUGGGCUGAGAUGGGAUGACUGGUCCAGCAUUGCCACCGGGGUUUUCUUGGCCCCCUUGACCGCCGGUGCCGUCCUUCUGGCUAAGAGCGGUGUUGGGAAAGACGUGUGGACUUUGCCCGCUUCUGACAUUACACAAGCGCUUUGGAUAUUCUAUGUACAAGAACACCUCUACGUCAUCUGCGCCGUCCUCGUCAAACUCUCCUUGCUCUUGUUCUACCUACGCAUCUUCCCCGACGCCGGGUUCCGUAGGAUAGUAUGGGUCUCACUCAUAUUCACCAUCCUCUUCGGACUCAGCGCCAUAUUUGCUUUCGGGUUCCAGUGCACACCGAUCGAUCACACGUGGAACGGAUGGGAUGGGGAGCACCCGGGCACAUGCGUCAACAUGAACGUCCUUGUGCUGACGGGAGCGUCACUCAACGUGCUGCUUGACUUCUGGGUCAUCGUACUUCCCGUUCCGGGCAUUAUGAGGCUGCAGUCGUCUGUCCGGAUGAGGCUACAGAUCGUCACCAUGUUCUGCACGGGGUUUUUCAUCACUGGAGUCAGCAUCUACCGCACCGUGAUGCUUACGAAUUUCGCCACAACGAGGAACCCGACAUGGGACUACUGCGAUGGAGGCUACUGGUCCAUCAUUGAGGUGGAUGUCAGCAUCAUUUGCAACUGCAUGCCCGCCAUCCGCAAGUUCCUUGGCCAGCUCAUCCCGAAAGUGUUCGGGACAACGCACAAAGCCACGACUGACGACCCCUCGAGGGGUGCUGGUGGCUGCUUGAGAACCGCACGGGGAUUCCAGUCUUUCAAGGGAUCAGGGGCAGAAGCGGAGAGCAUCGUGCAGCUAAUCGCUAUCGAGUCGAGAUCCCCUGGUAUCCAGCUAGAAGAGGCAAGGGAAGAGGCCAGGGAAGAGGCCAGGGCAGAGUCUAGAGAGCGGGAACCAUCGGCGAGAAGCAGUGUAGUUCAUUGA
Messenger RNA from Diplodia corticola, 1335 nucleotides. RefSeq names its product cfem domain-containing protein. The record is from RefSeq and is a predicted model, not a curated record. The transcript has 8 exons. NCBI's taxonomy places the organism in Eukaryota, Fungi, Ascomycota, Dothideomycetes, Botryosphaeriales, Botryosphaeriaceae. Bases 1 to 1335 code for a protein of 444 amino acids.